Aedes albopictus (Asian tiger mosquito) is the source of this 4575-nucleotide messenger RNA. Its product is annotated as E3 ubiquitin-protein ligase MARCHF6. Gene Ontology annotation, molecular function: zinc ion binding. The transcript is spliced from 5 exons. The record is from RefSeq and is a predicted model, not a curated record. Gene Ontology annotation, cellular component: endoplasmic reticulum membrane. NCBI's taxonomy places the organism in Eukaryota, Metazoa, Arthropoda, Insecta, Diptera, Culicidae. Bases 609 to 3701 code for a protein of 1030 amino acids.
CAACCAGGAAGAAGCAGCAAAAAUUUCGACACCAUCGCAGCCAAGUCGUCGUCGCGCAAGUGAAAUUUUCCCGAAAAAUAAUCCCCGUAAUCCGGUGUGAGGUCACGCGAAUCCGUUGAAUUCCGGUGUGAGGGUUGAGAUCGAUCGUCGGUGAUUGUAGAGAAAGUGAAUUUAAUCGAUAUUCAACGGUGAUUUCGGCUGAAGUUGUGCUGCGAAAUUUGCUCAUAUUUUACGUCAAGGACGGUCGGCUGGGUGAAGUGCUCUGCUGGUGGACUGCGCGGGGCGUAGCGGACCCAAAGUGGUGACGGAAUAGAAAAGUUGUGGUUUCGUUUUCGAUUGAGUUUGAGCCGUCGCGGACGGAGGUCACGCGCGUUUCUUGUGUGUUGAGUAUUGUUUUGAAAGCAGACGAAGAGAGCACUUUUGACCUACAGUGCGGAAUCCGGUUUUUGGGGUUUUUGUGUGGUGCUUCUAACGAGCGACUGGAGGUUGCUGGGUGGAAAGAGAAUGUCACUGCCUGAUUUGCUCAGCAAGAGCAAUAAUAAUCAUCGUCAGCUGAAAAAGGACCAGAAAGUAAACAAAUAGGGGAAGAUUCUAGAAGACCAGCUAGCAUGGAGGGCGACAUCUGUCGGGUUUGUCGCUGCGAGGCGCAAUCCGAUCGGCCGCUGUUCCACCCAUGCAUCUGCACCGGAAGCAUCAAGUGGAUCCACCAGGACUGUUUGAUGCAAUGGAUGCGCUACUCGCGGAAGGAAUACUGCGAACUGUGCGGUCAUCGUUUCUCCUUUACGCCCAUCUACUCGCCGGAUAUGCCGAGGGUGCUUCCGCUGAAGUACGUCGCCGGAGGACUUCUCAGCUCGAUCGGGACCGCGGUGAACUACUGGAUCCACUACAGCAUGGUGGCUGUGGCUUGGCUGGGCAUCGUUCCCCUAACUGCGUACCGAACGUAUCGGUUUCUGUUUUCCGGUUCCAUCGAUAUGUUGCUGACCUUGCCGAUGGAUAUAUUCUCGACGGAAAAUAUCGCUAUUGACGUGUUCCGGGGUUGUUUUGUGGCCACAUGCACCCUGUUCACCUUCGUAGGACUCGUGUGGCUGAGGGAACAGAUCAUUCACGGUGGCGGGCCGGACUGGUUGGAACGGGAUGAUCCUCCGCCGGUGGCCCAACCACCGGAAGCCAACGGGAACGAAGAACGGCCCAAUCAGGAGAAUGCACAGGAAGCGAACGAUGAUAACAACAACAAUAAUAAUAAUAACGAUGACAACAAUAACGAGGAAGAGCACAACAACAACAAUAACAACAACUUUUUGGACAACAAUCUGAUCAAUCGGCAAAAUCAGGACCGCCCUCAAGAGCCACCGGUUGCACCUCCCGUAAUACCCCUGUUCGGUGCCCGAGCUCCAGCAGCUGCCGCACCCGGCCCAGCACCAGCCCCGCCCGUUGCAGCACCCCGUCAACCACAGGAAGCCCCAGCGCCGGACCAUGUACCGAUCGAUCCGGCCGAACCUCCGCCUCCGGUUGCCCCAGUCGAUGCCGAAGCUGAACCGGAAGCGGUCAACGAACCGGCCGAAGGUGCCGCCGACGAAGCCAACUGGAACCCGAUGGAGUGGGAACGGGCUGCCGAAGAGCUCACCUGGGAGCGACUGCUCGGCCUGGACGGAUCGAUGGUCUUCCUGGAGCAUGUCUUCUGGGUCGUCUCGCUCAAUACGCUGUUCAUCUUCAUCUUCGCCUUCUGUCCGUACUCGAUUGGAAACUUUCUGAUUUCCUUCCUGGGGAUCAUCACGCCGGGAAAACCGUUGCUACACUUUCACGGUCUGCUGACGACGCUACUGGGUUACUGCGUGAUCGGGAUCACCCUGAUCAAGCUGCAUGCCAUUGCCCGGUUCCUGAGGUGGCGCCGUCAGCGCCGUAUUCUGGGCAUGUGCUACAUUGUGGUGAAGGUGUCGCUCCUGUCGGUGGUGGAAAUCGGCGUGCUUCCACUGGUGUGCGGAUGGUGGUUGGACAUUUGCUCCCUGCCGAUGUUCGACGCCACGCUGAAGGAUCGGAAAGCGAGCUUCAAGGCGGCCCCGGGGACCUCGCUGUUCAUUCACUGGAUGUUCGGAAUGGUUUACGUGUACUACUUUGCUUCGUUCAUCGUGCUGCUGCGGGAGGUGCUGCGGCCUGGGGUGCUGUGGUUCCUGCGCAAUCUGAACGAUCCGGAUUUCAGUCCCAUUCAGGAAAUGAUCCACCUGUCGAUACUGCGCCAUGCCCGUCGUCUUGUUGCUUCGGCUAUUAUCUUCGGUUCUGCUGUCCUGCUGAUGUUGUGGGCUCCGAUCCAAAUCCUUAAAUCCGGAUGGCCCACUUUCCUACCCUACACACUCUCUGGAGAUUCCGAAGUCAACGAACUGAGUUUACAGUUGCUCUUGCUACAGAUCAUCCUACCCGGAUUCUUCGAGCAAUCGCACACACGCAUCUGGCUGAAGGGCCUAGUUCGAAUCUGGUGCAACGUGGUGGCUCGUAUUCUAGGCAUCAAAAGUUACCUCCUGGGAACGGAACCGCGCCCGAAUGACGAUGAAGUUCCGCCGCGUCAGCAGCCAGAUCUUGGCGCUGGGCUAGCCGCCGCCCAUCAGGCCAUCAUGCAACGUGACGUCCCGGUUGGGUUCCAGCCUUACGAUCGACCACCAUUCUUUGCGGUUCGUUUGGUGGGACUGCUGGUGCUAAUGUGUAUCAGUUUAGUGAUAGGUUCGCUAACGACACUGACGGUUCCGGUGUGGAUCGGUCGUCACGGAAUGGCGCUGUGGUCGAUGGGUUCGCAGAUAACUCCUCCGCCUAAUACCGCGGUCGCAACCGGAGCGGAGACACCCCCAAGGCCUCACGAACUCUACACGGCCGCCAUGGGAACCUACCUCUGUUGGAUUAUAUCGCGUGGGAUUGCUGUUGCGGUCAAUCUGUUCCCGCAAGGACGAGCAGUCGUGAUGGAACGGGUCAAACACUGGAUUUCCGUUGGAACUUCAUAUGCUCUGGCUGCGAUCAUUUUCGUACUUAUGCUCGGCGUAAUUCCGCUGAUGUUCGGAUUACUCCUGGAAUUAGUCGUAGUCGUUCCAUUGAGAGUUCCAAUAGUCCAAACGCCGGUACUGUUUCUAUGGCAAGAUUGGGCUCUGGGAGUCCUGUACACCAAAAUUGCCUGCGCUCUCACGUUGAUGGGACCGGAUUGGGCACUGAAACGUGCCAUCGAGCAAGCCUAUCGAGAUGGUCUCCGGGAUAUGAAUUUGAAGUUUAUCAUACGAGAGCUAGGCGCCCCGGUCAUCACCUGUUUCGGCCUGGCCUUGGCCGUACCCUACGUGAUCGCCCAAUCGAUCAUGCCGAUAUUCUUCACCAACCAAGUCACAAGGAUACUGAUCGCCCGUCAGAUUUACCCAUUUUUCCUGCUAAUAGGGUUCAUCAUUGUGAUCGUGAUCCUCCAAAUACGCCAGUUCAAGAAACUCUACGUUGCGAUCAAGAACGACAAAUACCUGGUCGGGCAACGGUUGGUUAACUACGAUCAUCAGCGGAAGAAGGCCGCACAGCAAGCAGCGGCGGCGGCGGCCAUAGCCCAACAGCAGGCGGCACGUGCCCAACAGCAGGCACUCCAGGACCAACACCAACAACCUCCGGUCAAUGAUCCUCCGGAUGAGCGGGACCUGCCGGAUCCGGGAGCAGCAGCCGUAGCGGCUGCGCAAGCCGUUCAGUAGAUAGACUCGAUUCGACUCGGCGAAUGGCGAGAAUUGAAACCCUGUACACAAUCAACCACCUUAUUAUUAGAUGAACCCUCUUCUGACCGUUCGUUCCUGAAAACUGUUUGAAUUUGAGUUACAGUGUGAACUGGUGGCGAUGCAGCUGAUGAUAUUCAAGUUUACAUUUGUACGUCCCAGAAAUGCGCGCAGUUGAAAGAAGACAAGAAGGUGUACACAAAACCACACACGAAGUAUAUAGGUUCUUUUUUGUUGUAUUUUUUUUAAUAUUAUAUUUGGGAAUUAUGUAUCAUAGUAUGGACACUAAAUUGAAGAAGCAAAAGAAAAUACGAAAAAUUUCGAAAAAAAAAUGAAAAUGAAACAGAAACUAAAGAUACUGUUGUUAUAGUAGUCGUAAAUAGUGAGUUUAAUCAUUAAUUUAAUAAAUGAUCCAAUGAAGAGAGAAUCAUGCAGCGGAAGGAAUGUUAGCCGUAAGUUCACAAGCGCGAGUAUGAAUAUUUAUAAUGCAAUAGAGAACAACACCCUAACUACAGCUAUAAUAUGUGCAAGCAGCAGGAACUCCUAAAACUAGAAUCGAUAGCGUAAAUAGACAAAUUGUACACACUUCACCCUCUACUAAGACAUACCUACUUUCCAAUCAAAAUUGUUGUUUUAUUCGAAGAAUCGCGGCUUGCUCUCGCAGGCGACAUGAACCCACAAUUUCAGGAUCCAGUCUCACACGUGCAUCAUGGAGGCGUCAAGUUGCAGAACUAUUUCAGAAGCUAUAUAUAGUUUCCCCCCUUUACUUGAACUUUGAAUUUCAUCGCAUUAGGUAAAUGAAAAUUGAUAAAGAACUGAUAAAAUGCAAGUAAAUGAGUAAAAGCAAAGUGUUCGA